Rhizoctonia solani is the source of this 1485-nucleotide messenger RNA. RefSeq names its product cytochrome P450 family protein. The record is from RefSeq and is a predicted model, not a curated record. Gene Ontology annotation, molecular function: heme binding; iron ion binding; oxidoreductase activity, acting on paired donors, with incorporation or reduction of molecular oxygen. Gene Ontology annotation, biological process: sterol metabolic process. The transcript is spliced from 16 exons. The coding region runs from base 1 to 1485 and encodes 494 amino acids. Lineage: Eukaryota; Fungi; Basidiomycota; Agaricomycetes; Cantharellales; Ceratobasidiaceae.
AUGAAUUCCUCCUCGUCUUUUCCAUUCGACCUUCACCUGAAUACCCAACUGUCGGGAAACAACCAACUCGUUGCCGGCACUGCAGCAACUGCAGCUGUUGGAUUGCUUUGGUAUCUUCUCAAGACUGAUAGUAGCACCCUCAAGCGGGUAUCAGGUUGGCCCAUCAUCGGACAAUGGGCCUUCUUCACCAAACGUCAUGAUUUCCUGAAAGAAGGAUUUGAUAGCUUACCAAAUGAGACUGCCUUUGGUUUCAACAUAUUGAGGCACCAAGUUGUAGCACUCAGAGGAGAACAGGCCCGCAAAGUAUUUUUUGAUAAGAAGGACCUUAGCUUCAGUGAAGGCUAUCGCCUCUUAUUCGGUGGGGGACCGAACGUGAAGGACAUCGUCGCAGACGAAGUUGAGAGGAACGAUCAAGAAAGUCUGUCGUUUUUCCUUCGUCGGCUAUCACCUCUUCUCAGGAUGGAUCGUCUGGCAGACCUCACCCCAUCUUUCAUGUCUGAUAUUGAACGAAAUACGGUCAACUGGGGCGAGACCGGCAAAUUCGAUCCAUUCGAAGUAAUCUAUUCAGUAGUUUUUCAGCUUACUAUUCGAGCUGCUGCCGCCCGGGAGAUAGCAGACUCGGUUGAAAAAUGCAAAGAGCUGGAGCAAUUAUAUUGGCGUGUUGAGACGGGCACGACGCCUACAUCUGUUCUUCUCCCGUGGCUACCAUCUGACGCUCGAAAGCGGAAGGUUUCAGCUACAGGAGAAAUCUAUAACUUAUUUGAUGGUAUUAUCAAAGCGCGCCGAAGCGAAGAUCGCCGAGAAGAAGAUGCACUGCAGGUUCUUAUGGACCUUGGUGACUCGACUACGGAGGUUAUCACUUUCAUUAUGUCUGUCCUUUUCGCCGGCAUAGUCAAUAGCGGACUGAUGAGUGCUUGGAUCUUUAUCUUCCUGGAUCAAGAGCCGCAGUGGAAACAAAAGGUAGUCGAAGAACUUCAAGGUUUGCUCAACAAGUACGCUCCGGUAUCGGAGAGCUAUGGAACAGUCGGAGAGCGUCUAUCGAAGAUUCCUCCUCAGGGAUGGGAAAAUGAAAUGCCCAUUUUGGAAGCGUGCCUACGUGAGACUAUCCGCUUGAUUGCUUCUGGGGCACUAUUGCGCCGGGUUGUCAAUGGCGAUCUGGAACUUGGAGGAAGGAAGAUUCCAAAUGGCUCCUUCCUCGUUUACUCUGCGGGGGAGACUCAUAAUAACCCCGAGAUCUAUCCUAACCCUACCAAAUUUGACCCGAGCCGGUAUUCGUCUGGACAAGAUAAAUCUCAGGCCCAUGCCUUCCUCGGAUGGGGCUAUAUGCGCUCUUUUUUGACCUUGUAUGACUACGAGAUUGUGGAUUCUGUUGACAAAAAGCCAGAUCCAUCUGUUACUGUUCCAGACAGGAACAACAUCUACCAAGCGCGACCGAAAGAUCAAACAUUCUAUGUCAAAUACACAAAGCGCGAGAGGCAACUCUAG